CUCUCCCUUUGUCUAUUUUAGGAUUUUUUAUAACUCUGAAACCAAACUUAAAAUUGAUAUUUUGUCUCCCAACGCCCGGCGCCGAUAUUCAUUUCCGGCGCUGUCUUGAGUCCAAACACCCAAUGUUGGGUACACUUCACUGCUUUUUUUUUUUUUUUUUUUUUUUUUUUUUUUUAAUAAUUCAGAUCUACAUUUCUCAUAACCCGUCAACCCAACCCGACCAGUUUGUUAAUCAUUACGACUAACCUUAUCUACAUAAUAUCUGCUCAAUUUGUUUCAAAACGCACUCAACCCCCCUUCUUAGAUCCCGACUGUUCGAUUCUCCGAUGGGUCUCGCCGACGGAGAUUCCGAAUCGACCUCUCUUCUGGCAACUACAACCGUCGCUUCUAUACCCAAUAAGGUUCCCAAGGAUUCGUUUCAUUUUGCUUACAUAAUCUACUUUACCUUGGGCUUUGGUUACCUCCUUCCUUGGAACGCUUUUGUUACCGCCAUCGACUACUUCUCCUAUCUCUACCCUGAUGCAAAUGUCGAUCGCAUUUUCGCUGUUGUUUACAUGGGGGUUUCCUUCAUUUGCCUUGUCUUCAUUGUCUUUUAUUCCCACAAGUCUAACGCACACUUCAGGAUCAAUUUGGGUUUGGUCCUUUUCGUGUUGACUUUGCUUGUGGUUCCAAUUAUGGAUGUGGUUUACAUUCAUGGUCGGGUUGGGUUGUACGAGGGGCUAUAUGUGACCAUCGGAUCCGUGGUUUUGUGUGGUGCUGCCGAUGGCGUUGUGCAGGGUGGGGUGAUUGGCUCUGCCGGUGAGCUCCCGGAGAGAUACAUGCAGGCUGUUUUUGCUGGCACCGCUGGUUCUGGGGUCCUCGUUUCAGUUUUGAGGAUUAUAACAAAAUCAAUAUACCCACAAGAUGCAAGCGGUCUGAGAGCAAGUGCAAGGCUUUACUUUGCGGUUUCCAUUGUAGUUAUGGUUAUAUGUAUAAUAUUCUACAAUAUAGUUGAAAAGCUACCAGUGGUGAAGUAUUACAAGGACUUGAAGGUACAAGCUAUGAACAUGGAAGAAGAGGAAAAAGGACCUCUGACUGGGGCGGUAUGGAGAUCAACAUUGUGGCAAAUAGUAGAGAGUGUCAAGUGGUAUGGGUUUGGCAUUGUCCUCAUCUAUUUAGUAACGUUGUCAAUAUUUCCAGGAUACAUUACCGAGGAUGUUCAUUCUUCCAUUCUCAAAGACUGGUACCCGAUUCUCCUCAUUACCGGCUACAACGUGUUUGAUCUUGUUGGAAAGACCCUCACUGCAGUUUAUGUUAUUCAAAAUCCCAAAAUUGUUAUAGUUGGAUGUGCCGUGAGACUCCUGUUUUUUCCACUCUUCUUCAUAUGUCUUCAUGGUCCCCCAAUCUUUAGAACUGAGAUUCCAGUGACGUUCCUGACUUGUUUGAUGGGCCUCACCAAUGGCUAUUUGACAAGUGUUCUCAUGAUGUUGGCUCCAAAGGUUGUCCAGCUACAACAUGCAGAAACGGCAGGAGUUGUCAUGGUUUUGUUCCUAGUCACCGGUUUGGCACUAGGUUCUGUUGUGACUUGGUUCUGGAUCAUCUAACUUUAUUCACUAUUUGUGUGAUCUGUACAUGAGAUCUUAAAAUCUGCUCCCCAUCGUUUCUCCUUUAAAUUUGUUCAUAAAGCAAGUACUGUUUUCUAAUGAAUGUAUAGACCUUGUAAAACUAUCUAUGUUUUCAAUUACUGCAUAAUGUCAAGUUCAACUACCCUGCAUCAUUGAAAUUCAA
Cucumis melo (muskmelon) is the source of this 1767-nucleotide messenger RNA. Its product is annotated as equilibrative nucleotide transporter 1-like. Gene Ontology annotation, cellular component: plasma membrane. Bases 327 to 1583 code for a protein of 418 amino acids. Lineage: Eukaryota; Viridiplantae; Streptophyta; Magnoliopsida; Cucurbitales; Cucurbitaceae. The transcript is spliced from 2 exons. Gene Ontology annotation, molecular function: nucleoside transmembrane transporter activity. The record is from RefSeq and is a predicted model, not a curated record. Gene Ontology annotation, biological process: nucleoside transmembrane transport.